GAUGUGUAUCAACCGGUCAGUCCGCACGUGGUUUACUCAGAGGCAAAAAACACCGCAGAAUUAUGAGUUUGAAGGUGAAAUCCAUGCUUAUUACCGGUACGAACCGGGGAAUCGGUCUGGAGUUUGUCCGGCAAAUUGUCAAGUUGCCACAUCCACCGAAAUGGCUGUUUGCCACCUGCAGGAACCCUGACCAAGCCAAGGAACUGCAAGAAGUGGCAGCUCUCAAUUCAAAUGUGAAAAUCAUGAAAUUCGAGGUGACUGAUGGUGACGGCAUUAAGGCCCUGGUGAGGGAGGUGGAGAAGGAGGUGGGCGAGGAAGGACUUAACCUGCUUAUCAAUGGAGCUGCCGUUCUACAUAGGGUGAACCUGGAAGAUGUGAACGAGGAAGUGAUGGUCAACAGCUUCAAUGUCAACUGUGUGGCUCCGCUUUUACUGUCGAAGGCAUUUUUACCGCUGCUAAAAAAAGCAGUGAAAAAGUCACCAGUGGAAGGAUUAAGCUGCGAUAAGGCUGCUAUCAUAAAUUUGACUUCCAAAAUGGGUUCCAUCGGGGACAACACUAGCGGAGGCCAUUAUGCUUAUCGGGCAUCAAAGGCCGCCUUGAAUAUGAUCAGUCGCAGCUUGAGUGUGGACCUCAAACCUGAGGGAAUCCUUGCUCUGGCGAUACACCCGGGCUGGGUAAGGACGGACAUGGGCGGGCCGCGUGGAUUGUUGGGGGUCAACGAGAGCGUGGACAGUAUGAUCAAGGUGAUGGGUAGCCUAAAUGAAGAGAAAGCUGGCACAUUUCUGAACUAUAACGGAGCUCCCAUUGAGUGGUGAUCACUUCAGGCAGCGAUGUUUGCCGAGGCUUGGCACGGAAUAAAGUAGUCAGCAUUCUCAGGGAAUAAAGGAAGAGUUUUGUGGCAAUAAUGGUAGACGGGCCUACCAAAGCAAACCACUGUGUCAAACUUCGUGGUUAAUGUUGCCUUUUCAUGCUUGUCCAUUUCCACUAAUUCAUUAAUUAUAGCAGAAAAUGUAGUUUUUUUUGGAAGAUUCAGAAAUGUUGACAAAAAGGACUGAUGUGACCUACUUUGGCCUUAUGCACAUAUUUGGCUGGUAAGUUCUUGUCUUCAGCUACCCAAAGCCCCAAGGGAGUUAACUUUGCAUAACUAUGUACCCAG
Molecule: messenger RNA, 1156 nt
Organism: Liolophura sinensis
Lineage: Eukaryota; Metazoa; Mollusca; Polyplacophora; Chitonida; Chitonidae
Product: C-signal-like
Exons: 5
Coding region: 63-815 (250 amino acids)
Cellular component (GO): cytoplasm
Molecular function (GO): oxidoreductase activity
Source: RefSeq, a predicted model, not a curated record